Molecule: messenger RNA, 4179 nt
Organism: Galeopterus variegatus (Sunda flying lemur)
Lineage: Eukaryota; Metazoa; Chordata; Mammalia; Dermoptera; Cynocephalidae
Product: ATP-binding cassette sub-family A member 3-like
Exons: 21
Coding region: 1-4179 (1392 amino acids)
Biological process (GO): lipid transport; transmembrane transport
Cellular component (GO): intracellular membrane-bounded organelle; membrane
Molecular function (GO): ATP hydrolysis activity; ATP binding; lipid carrier activity
Source: RefSeq, a predicted model, not a curated record
AUGCAAUUCUCAAAGUCAGUCCAUGAGGUAGGCACCUGCACGUCGUCCUGUGAUGCAGAGGAAGGAGCACGGAACGGUGAAGUUCUCCACGGUCACACAGCUGGUAAGCGGCAGGAACAGGAGCUCAUCUGGGGCUGUCUGUUCCCCCCACCCACCCCGCACUCGGGCCUCUCUCCCGCCCGCUCUGCACACCCUGGGGGUGGUGGCUUGCUCCAGCCUCGGGCAGUCCCCGCCUGCGCCUGGGCUCCGGGUGGCACCUCUGCACACUGGCCUGCCUCCCAUAUGGGGAGCUCUCCACUCCCAAAGCCUCUUCUCUCCUUCCUGGCGGCCCUGGUGAGUGGGGCGCGCUUCCCUGCUGGGCUGGCCCUGGUGCUGUGUCCUGUGCCCACAGGACUAACCAGUGCCUCUGCACGGCCCCACCCUGCCCACCUUCGUCCUCCCACCCUCCGCAGGCCUAAGUCAGACGCUCCCUGCGCUGAUCUAACCAUCUGCAGGGUGCUGUUGGCCUGUCCUCCUGGAAGCUUCCUGCCGCGCUCUCAGACACAGUCCUCCUAUGUUCACCGCAGCAGAACGUCCUGUUCUGGAGUGGCCAAACCAUUCUGUCCAGAAAGAAUCCCCUCUGCCACAGCCAGUAUGAGUGUUAGUAAUCAGCAGCCCUGUGUGCAGGUACUGCUGUCAGCCACAGUGCACAGGGGAGGCCCAGAAAAGGGGAGUUGCGGGGCUGAUGCCAUGAAGCCCAGAGGUGGCAGGGACAAGGUUCAAACCCGGGGGUCUGGAUCCCAGCCUGCCCUCUUGACCCUGUAUCACUGCUGCCCCUACGCGAUGAGUCGUUCUUUGACCCUGAGUGUGGCUGGGCAGGUUAUGCCCUGCACAACUCUAGGGGAUGUCGUUCCUAUUGCAGUCCCUGAGACUCAACUAUUUACGACAAUGGCUUUCUGGUGGAUGGCAGGUGGGAAAACCGAGUCUCAGAAAGCUUGGCAAUGUGCUCAGAUUGCCUGGUCACUAAGUUUCUGUCAUGUCUUCUGUUUGAUUUUAGGUUUCUAUCCUCCCACCAGUGGAAAGGCCUAUAUUGAUGGAUAUGACAUCUCAAAGCAGAUGGUCCAGAUCAGGAAAUCCCUGGGCUUGUGUCCACAGCAGAACCUGUUGUUUAAGCACUUGACAGUAUCAGAACACCUUUACUUCUAUUCUGUGAUGAAAGGAGUACAUAAACAGAUGAGUCCUGUGGAAACUGACCACAUGUUGUCUGCUUUUAACCUGCUGGAAAAGCGUGAUGCAUUCGCACAGUCACUGAGUGGAGGAAUGAAGCGCAAGCUGUCCAUCAUUAUAGCACUUAUGGGGGGCUCCAAGGUGGUGAUACUUGAUGAGCCAACAUCUGGAAUGGACCCAGCCUCAAGGAGGGCCACCUGGGAUCUCCUUCAGCAAUAUAAAGAGGACCGUACCAUCUUACUGACCACCCACUACAUGGAUGAAGCUGAUGUCCUGGGUGACCGCAUUGCCAUCAUGGUCAAUGGAUCCCUGCAGUGCUGUGGCUCUUCGAUUUUCCUGAAAAAGAUAUACGGUGCCGGAUACCAUAUAGUCAUGGUGAAGGAGCAUCAUUGUAAUGUGGAAGUAAUAUCAAAAUUAAUUCAUUAUUACAUACCAACAGCCACUUUGGAGAACAACGUUGGGACUGAAUUAUCGUUUAUUCUACCCAAAGAGUACAUACACAGGUUUGAAGCUCUGUUUACUGCUCUGGAAAAGAGACAGAGAAAGCUGGGCAUUGCUAGCUUUGGUGUCUCUAUUACCACCAUGGAAGAGAUCUUCCUUAGGGUUGGUCACAUGGAAAGUUCACAAACAGAUAUUCAAGAUAAAAAGACUUCCUCCCGAAUGAACAAAUUAUCCAUCACGAACCAGGAUAGGAAUGUGUCAAGAAAUGUUAAGAGCAUAGAUUCUCCCACUCUGAAUGAAAGCCCUACUAUAAUGUUUAAUACCGGGUAUUCCCUCUACAACCAGCAGUUCCGUGCCAUGUUCAUAAAAAGGAUGAUGUUCAGUUGGCGCAACUGGAAACUCCUUUUGCUACAGAUACUGGGGCUCGUAGGUUGCUUUGCCUUUCUCUUAAGGGCUGGUAACACUUCAGAGAAUGAUAAUAUUAGGCAAAUGGAUUUGGGUCAAUAUGGUCAAACCAUUGUGCCUUUUUCUAUUUCUGGGAAUUCUAAUUUGACUACAAAUCUCUUAAAACACCUUGAGAGUAUGCUAAAGUCUGACAACCAAAGGCUUAAGGAAGUGCAAGGUAACCUACCAACUUACUUGAGGACAAAUAGAGAAUGUAUUCAUUUAUGUAUUAUUGCACUUUCCAUUGAGGUGAAGGAAAAUGAAACACUAUUUACUGUUCUUUUCAACAAUGAAGCAUACCAUUCACCAUCUGUAUCCCUGGCAGUGUUAGACAACAUUCUUUUUAAGUCACUUUCUGGUGGCAAUGCUUCUUUAGCAGUCUUCAAUAAACCUCAGCCACUCCCUGAUGAUAGGAAACACGGUAGAGGGUUUGCAUACGGACAGCAGGUGGCCUUAAAUAUACAAUUUGGCAUGGCUCUUUUGAUCAGUGGCUUUUGUCUCCCGACAGUGGCUGAGAGAAUGACAAAAGCCAAGCACAUCCAGUUUGUGAGUGGGGUCUCUGUCUUUGCAUACUGGCUUUCUGCUCUAUUAUGGGAUUUCACUAUCUUCUUCAUUAACUGUGGCUUACUACUGGUGAUGUUAAAGUACUACAAAUUUGAUAUCUAUGUCAUGGACUACCAUGCUCUGGAGACAAUGCUGAUCCUCACACUGUAUGGCUGGUCUGCCAUCCCCCUUGUGUACCUGAUGAGCUUCCUGUUCUCUGGAAGUACUUCUGCCUUCAUCAAACUUCUCCUGCUCAACUACUUUUCAGGCACUUUCGGUUUCAUCAUCAACAUCGCAUUAGAAAACCAUACUAAGAAAAAUAUUUAUUCUUUGGAAGAGCAUAUGAUUGGAAAGUAUUUGAUUAUCAUGAGUAUCACAGGCUUUCUUUGCCUUCUCUUUAUUUUCCUUUGGGAGACUACUUUGUGGAGACUAAGAACAUUUCUCAAUCAGUACAUUUACUUUGGGAUAUACAAGCGAUACAAGAAGGAUAUAGUGUCCAAGGAAUUAUCUGGGCAAUCUGAAGAUGAAGAUGUACAAAAUGAAAGAAGGAGAAUCAUGGGGCAUCCUCCCGAGUUGCUGAAUUUCACAGUAUUUAUUAAGGAACUCAUAAAGAUUUAUUUUAACUGUCCAGUCAUUCUGGCUGUGAAAAAUAUCUCCCUUGCCAUCCAAAAGGGGGAGUGUUUUGGACUGCUUGGAUUCAAUGGAGCUGGAAAAACUAGUACUUUUCAAAUUUUGACUGGUGAGAAGAGUGCCACCUCUGGGGAUGUGUUCAUUGAUGGCUUUAGCAUCACCAAAAAUACGCUAAAGGUAAAGUCGAGAAUUGGAUACUGUCCUCAAUUUGAUGCCUUGCUGGAAUACAUGACUGCUCGGGAAAUAAUGAUCAUGUAUGCCAGAUUAUGGGGAGUCUCUGAGCCCCAGAUUGAGCUGUAUGUGAACAAAUGUUUGAACUCACUGGAACUGGAGUCUCAUGCUGACAGGCUUAUCAGCACCUACAGUGGAGGAAACAAACGAAGGCUAAGCACUGUUAUUGCCCUAAUGGGAAAGCCCUCAGUUAUCUUCCUGGAUGAGCCAUCAACUGGCAUGGACCCAGAAGCCCGCCGCCUGCUCUGGAACACAGUGACGCAGACACGUGACAGUGGAAAAGCCAUCAUUAUAUCUUCCCACAGUAUGGAGGAAUGUGAUGCCCUCUGCACCAAGCUGGCCAUCAUGGCACAGGGGAAGCUCAUGUGCCUUGGCAGCCCUCAGCACCUUAAGAACAAGUUUGGCAAUUUUUACACUCUGAAGGUCAAGGUCAAGACCGAGGAUAAAUUAGAGGAUCUUAAAAUUUUCAUUGCAUUUAUAUUUCCAGGCAGUGUCUUAAAGCAUGAAAAUCAAGGGAUCCUUAACUAUUACAUUCCCAGCAAGGACAGUAGCUGGGCAAAGGUGUUUGGCAUUUUGGAGAAAGCUAAAGAGCAAUUUGAUUUAGAAGAUUAUUCCGUCAGUCAGAUAACACUGGAGCAAGUCUUCCUGAACUUUGCUAACCCAGAUAAUCAGCCAAAUAAUUAG